GUUUGGCAUAACGCAUAAAAUUAAUGUGAAAAUUUUGCUGCUUGUGCUGCAGAUUUCGUGCGUUGGAGAAAAAGUCGAAUUUAAUCUAAUUCUACAUGCCUGACUUUGAUAGGAGAGGCACGAAAUAGUUUGAGAAUCGUUUUAAAGCAGUUGGACUUGGAAUAAUGCGAAAACGAGGAGGAUAUCGACGAAGUCGAAGUCGCAGUCCCCGUCGAGGAGGAGGAGGAGGAAGUGGACUUAUGAAUAAGCGGUAUGAGGUAGGAAAGGGCCAAUUGUUGAAACCAGUUAACUGGAAUCAUUUCAAGUUGGAUACUGUGGUUAGACCCUCCUACCGUCAAAAAGUAGAUUACAGACGUUCGGAGCGGGAGAUAUCCGAGUGGAGAAAGUCCAAAGAAAUAACAAUUAAGGGGCGUGAUGUCCCGGAUCCUGUCUUGGCAUUUGAAGAAAUCAGCUUUCCGGCGGAAAUUUCUGAUGAAUUGCGUUAUUCUGGAUUCACAGUUCCAACUCCUAUUCAGUCGCAAGGGUGGCCAAUAGCACUUUCUGGUCGAGAUAUGGUUGGUAUUGCAAAAACUGGAUCCGGAAAAACCCUAUCCUAUCUUUUGCCAGCGAUGAUACAUAUCGAUCAACAAGCUAGAUUGCGUCGUGGAGAUGGCCCUAUAGCACUGAUUCUGGCUCCGACACGUGAACUAGCUCAGCAGAUCAAACAGGUUACGGACGAUUUCGGUCGGGCAAUGAAAAUUAAAAACACUUGUCUAUUUGGAGGUGGUGGGAAAAAACAGCAAACCUACGAUUUGGACCGUGGCGUUGAAAUAAUCAUUGCUACUCCGGGGCGGCUCAUUGAUUUUCUUUCUUCUGAUCAUACCAAUCUCCGACGUUGCUCGUAUCUUGUGCUCGAUGAAGCUGAUCGAAUGUUGGAUAUGGGGUUUGAGCCACAGAUUCGAACUAUAAUAGAACAAAUACGUCCCGAUCAUCAGACGCUCAUGUGGUCAGCGACUUGGCCGGACGCGGUCGCACGUCUUGUGAAAGAUUACCUAAAGGACUACAUUCAGAUCAAUGUAGGAUCGUUGAAGCUAGCCGCUAACCAUAACAUUUUGCAAAUCAUUGACGUGUGCCAGGAGUAUGAAAAAGAAACUAAGCUCAGUAUUCUGUUGAGGGAGAUUAUGGCCGAGAAAGAGUGCAAAACAAUCAUAUUUAUCGAGACGAAGCGUCGAGUCGAUGAUAUAACCCGUAAGGUGACUCGAGAUGGAUGGCCGGCGAUGUGCAUUCACGGGGAUAAAUCACAGAAAGAUCGUGAAUAUACUCUGAAUUCAUUUCGUUCCGGCAAGACUCCUAUUCUGAUUGCAACCGAUGUCGCUGCUAGAGGUUUAGAUGUAGAUGAUGUGAAAUUCGUGAUCAACUUCGAUUAUCCGACAACGUCCGAAGAUUACAUUCAUCGUAUUGGCCGCACUGGACGCUCAAACAAUACCGGCACUGCGUACACUUUUUUCACGCCGAACAAUGCAGGCAGAGCUCGUGAGCUAGUUGCAGUGCUAAAGGAGGCUAAACAAGUUAUCAAUCCUAAAUUGCUGGAUAUGUGUAACAGUCGUAUGAGAGGAAAAGAUAAUCGCAAUCAUGUGAAUUCCCGUUAUCCUCGCGAACGAAGAUCACGCUCGUUCGACCGUCGUGGUACCUACCGACGGCGAUCGUACUCGCGUUCUCGCUCCCGGUCUCGUUCCCGAUCGCGCUCCCGGUCUGGUUCACCGCGAUUCUCCAAACGAGAUGUGUACCGCCCGGUGAAACGCAGUCGGUCUCGCGAAAGCCGUAGUGUGGAAAGUGGACGCAGUGACAAACGCAAGAGAAUUUUGCGUAAGGCCAGUCGCUCGGCUAGUCGAUCACCAGCGCGCAAGGGAGGCAGUACCAGCGGUGGUGGCACCGGUGGUAAUCGGAAACGAAACGGAAGAAGUAGAUCACCAACCCCGCGUAAAUACCGUAGUCGUAGUCGCAGUCGUAGCCAUAGUCGAAAAAGUAGUCGUAGUCGAAGCCGCAGUCGUAGUCGCGAAGGUAGAUUCCGCUCGGCCAAGAACGGUAACAAUGGAUCGAAUUAUGGCAAGUAUUGAACAUACUGCUUCGAGAAAUGAUGCGUCUUGCUUACUCAUGAAAUGAAUAAUACUAAGAUCAACAUUAGAACAAUCCACGAAUUACCUUCAAAGAAUGUACUUCUAUGAACAGUAGGCAGUGAAUGACAACACUUAUUGGCAUUUUUAUAUUAGGAAUAACAUAUUUUAUCUAUAUGUCUAAAUAUCGUUUAUUAUUGUAUUUAAAGAAAAAAGGUCAGUGGUACGAUAAAACCCACAAAUUACAUUGCUUCUCGAACAUCAAACUUUUGGUUACUUUUUCAAGCGGUCGCAUCUGUAACUGAUUGUUUUUUGUGUCAAACAAAAACCCCUGCCAUCGUUUUUCAAUCAUUACCGAUAAAUCAAAAUAAACAAAAAGAUGCUGUCAUUUAUUGUACGUAUUUUUUUGCUGAAAAAGUAAUCAAUGCUCAUUUAUUCAACAUUUUUCAAAAAUUAUACUUUGGUAUCAUACUCCUGAUCCUUUUGUACCUAAAUGUAGAUCCCGAUUAUUGACUAAAUAAAGUAAAUAUCAUGACAAAAAUGAA
Messenger RNA from Malaya genurostris, 2638 nucleotides. RefSeq lists its product as uncharacterized. Lineage: Eukaryota; Metazoa; Arthropoda; Insecta; Diptera; Culicidae. The transcript is spliced from 5 exons. The record is from RefSeq and is a predicted model, not a curated record. Gene Ontology annotation, cellular component: nucleus; ribonucleoprotein complex; cytoplasm. The coding region runs from base 165 to 2096 and encodes 643 amino acids. Gene Ontology annotation, molecular function: ATP binding; RNA helicase activity; RNA binding.